AUUUGUCGAGUCCCACAGCAGCCAUUCCAUUUUCUUGCCCGGGAUUGAUGUCGGGCUGAUGGGUCUAUAAUUACCCGGGUCAUUCUGUUCACCCUUUUUGAAUAUUAGUCUUUCUUCCCAUCUCCUGGAACUUCUCCGGGGGUUAUUGAAGAUCAAUGUUAACAGUCCAGUGUGCAUCCUCCAGGGCAGAAGCACAGUCUGACUGUUCCUUUCCUGCCUGGCUUGGAAGGUCCCCUAGGGAAUGCCCAGCUCCCCGGGGGUCCCUGUCCCAAUCCAAACUGCUCCAGACUCAGAUCUCAGCCCCCCAGCUGUAGGCAGGCACAGUAGGAGGGCAAGUUUCUCCCUGAGCAGUGGAAGAUAGAAACAGCCCUUGGUGUCAGUGAGUGCUGAGGGACAGUGCAGCAGUGCUUGCUGGUAUCCUGGAGGUCCAGUUGCCUUUUCCUUCUCUGCUGCUAGUUAUUGCCCCAUGCUUAUGGGAGUGAAAGCUUCAGUUUCCAGGGAGCAGCAGUGUCAGGCUGUCCAGUCACAGGGGCUUUAUGCAGCCCCCUGAGCUAAGUAGAAAGGGGGUCUCUGAGCAGCAGGAAAGGAGAAGUGUCCCUUAAGGAACCUGCGCUCCCAGAGUGAUACUGUGGCUAAGAGGGCUAAUGCAAUCCUUGGAGGUACAAGGGGCAUCCCGAGUUGGAGCUGCGAAGUAUGAGGCAUUGGUGAGACCAGCUGUGGUGUCCACACUUCAGAAAAGGUGCUGACGAAUUAGGAUGGGUCAUAGAAGAGCCAUAGGAAUGAUCUGAAGUCUGGAAAACCUGCUGAAAGGGUGAGACUAGGGCCACGUCUACGCCAUGGGGACUAGAGCAGCAUGGCAAUGGCACUGCAACUGUGCCAGCAAAGUCCUUCAGUGGAGGCAGGGCCUACAGGGACUGAAGGGGGGAUGGUUUUCCAGGGCUAUAGGACCUCCCUUUCAGUGCCCCAAGAGGGAGUUAGGGAGGAAUUUCCCUUGGAUGUGGCUGACUUGUUUGUUCUCCAGUGCAAGCGUGGGCCGUGCUCCAGCCUGGGGCAGGGAGGAGAUGGCAAAGCAGACACGUAACCAGGGCCCAGUCAGUGAGGCUAUGAGAAUGACAGCAAACCUGCCACCGGCUGUGUGGCAAGACUGCCCCUGAAGGAGCCCCAAGCUUUGUUUUCUUCUUUGGCCUGACCUCCCCCGGCCAACCAGCAGGUGGCAGUAGCCGCCUGGUAAUGACGCUGGGUUUCCUGGUGCCUAGGCAGAGCCAGGGUCUUGCAUCUGCAGCAAUAUUCAUUUCACUGUUGCUGUCACCAGCUGGGGGUCGGACCCCAGGCCUCUCAGACUGGCCUAGACCUCACAGGACUCACAUCAGCCAGCAUCGGAAGUUAAGCGACGUGCGGAUCAGGUUUGUGGAGAGCGUGAACAAGGCCGUGAUCAGCACCCUCCUGGACGACCUGCUGGAGAGACGGGUGCUGAACGACGAGGAAGUGGAGGAGGUGAAGGAGAGCUGCAGUAAGAAGAGUGACCAAGCCAGGUGUCUGAUUGAUGGAGUGAGGAAAAAGGGUGCCAAAGCCAGCGAAAUAUUCAUCGAGCGCCUCUGUGUCAGAGAUGUCCACCUGGCCACAGAGCUGGGGUUCAGCGCCCCGUCGGGGUCUGCUGCAGAAACCCAGCAAGCACCAUCUCAGGAAUGGAUCCAGCCCUGCCCCCGAGAAUUCAUCCAGCGGAUCCAGAAGGAGGAAGCAAAGGAGAUCUAUUCCAUCCGGGACAAGGCGACGCGAACCCGCCUGGCCCUCAUCAUCUGUAAUGUUGAGUUUGAGCGUCUCCGUAGGAGGGAUGGGGCUGACGUGGAUGUGAAAGGGAUGAAGAAGCUUCUAGAAGGGCUGGGAUACAAAGUGGAAACCCACUGCAACUUAAACACCCAGGCCAUGGCAGAGACCCUGAAGCAGUUUGCCGCUCGGAACGAGCACCAGACCUCGGAUAGCACCUUCCUCGUGCUCAUGUCUCAUGGCGUGAGGGCUGGCCUGUGCGGGACAAACUACCAAGAUGAGUCCACAGACAUCCUUCCUAUUGACACCAUCUACAGCACCUUCAACAACCAGAACUGCCAGGCACUGCUGGGAAAACCCAAAGUGAUCAUCAUUCAGGCCUGCCGUGGGGAGAACCGCGGACAGGUGUGGGUGAGUGACUCUGCAGAGCUCCCUGGAGACUGCUCCAGCCUCGCUCCGCGGCCCCCUGAAGGAUUAGAAGAUGAUGCAAGUCGCCGAAUCCACGUGGAGAGCGAUUUCAUCUGUUUGCAUGCUACAACGCCAAACACUUUGUCCUGGAGAUCUCCAGAAACUGGCUCCGUCUUCAUCACUCGUCUGAUAAAGCAGCUCCGAACUAAUGCCUGCCGCUUGCCCUUGGAGGAAAUCUUCCGACAGGUCCAGUUCUCCUUUCAAGAUUUUCCUGAUCAGAUGCCCACCAAGGAACGAACUACCAUGAUAAAAAAGUUCUACCUGUUCCCAGGUCAUUAGAACCAACCCACAAUAAGACAGAGCAUGUCCCAUGGGGGCCCUGCCGCAGUCAGCGUCAGCACCUUCCUGAAGGACAGCGUCUGCACAUUCAACAUUGGCACAAGGCUCAAGGUCUCUCCUCCUGCUGCCUGCACACGUUCCACCCGUAGCUUUCCUCUGAACUGCCAGAAGUGCCUUCAACUUCUCACCAGCCCCUUCCCCUGUGGAAGUGCCUCCACUUUGUGACAGGACAACGGUAGCAUCAGCCUGAAGGUCCUGCUGCCACAUCUCUAUAAAAUGACUCUUCCUAGUGGGGGACAGCAGAACUCCCCAGCUAUCUAGCUCCUACAGCACUGACAUCCCAGAGGACCCUAUCCCUGAGAUCCAGUUCACACUCUGAUCAUUCCCUCCGGUAGCCGGACUUUGAGUCCCCAGGACAGUCAGACAAGUGAGUCUCAGCCACAUCCUUCUUGGUAAAUAGCUGGAGUCUCCCUUUAGAGAUAUCAACAGCAGGGGCGUCUUCACUGUAGUUAGCCAAGGCUCCUGUCCCCUCCUCUCCGCAUACAAAACCCUCUCAUCUGGGCUUUCCACCCGGGCUAGCUGCCCCAGCUGAGGGUGGGUUUGAGCGUGGCGCUGCUUUCAUGGGCUGGGAGCCUGCCCACUUUGCCGUGAGGAUGCAGCUAAAUCACUCGAGUGCUGACUGUGCACCUCUGCCUUCCCACAGUCCCUCCCAGGUGCCCAGGACAGGCGUGUCCCACAAACACGCUGAGAAAGAGUCAUGCAGCAUCUCACCUUACAGCAGCGCAAAGAACCACGGGCUUUGCCCCAAACGCGCUAGCGACUUGAAGGGGAGUGCAGCACCAGUGCGGACGCAGUAACUCGGGUGGGGCUUUGCAACGUGGCUGCUCACGGCCAGGUUAGACUAACCCAGUGCUCUCACCUGGGUGCUGAUCACCCAGGCUAACUCUGGGAAAGCUCAUCUGCUGAACUCUGAGGGGAACAUGGAGUGUGGCAGCAGCCGCCUCUUCCUGCUAUCAGCGAUUCAGACCCCCUGGAAUGGAAGGAGCCUGUGUCUGUUCCCCUGACAGUGAGUGAGGCUGGGAUUAACUGAGCUCACUCCAAGUCAUCCCCACUAGAUGGCAGCCAGGCUGAGCCUUGAAUAGCUGCGUGGGGAUUUCCCAACCUCACUGAGCCAUUCGCGACCUUGUUCUCAGUCUCGAUAAGUACAGGGCCACAUUCUGCCCGGUGUCAGCUCCAGACUUCGCGUGCCGAGGCUGCAAGUGGCCCAUGAAAUUUGGGUUAGUGCUUAACCCACAUUUCUCUAUUAAAACCUAAGCCCAUUACUUCUGUCCUUGGCCCCAGUGCUGAGAGCUGAUCCCUUUCCCCUCUAGAGCAGCGCUGUCCGUCCUUAGUGAUGAGCGAGAGACACCCGUCCACACCGCUGCAAGGCAAGACCAUCAGGAAGGGAGCAGAGUUCUUUGGCAUGAUCCAUGGGGGGUAGAACCAGGAGCAAUGGGGUGAAGUGAUGAAAGGAGAAUUUCGCUUAGUUGCUUUCAGGGCUACUCCUAUGGCUGGGCGAGAGAGUAAGUGACUCCUGGGACCAGAGGUGUCCUUGCCCCUCUCUGUGAUUGCGCUGAUUUCUGGGCACACUCUCUCUGGUUUCCCUGUGGUUACUUUUAUAGCUGGUUCACCAUGUUCUUGAAAAGUGAUGUGUAGGCAGGGCCGGCUCUACUGUUUUUGCUGCCCCAAGCAGCGUGCUGAAUUGCCACCAUGGAUGGCAGGGGCAGUCUAUGUGCCGUUAGGGCAGCACGUGCGUUUCCGCGGCAGCUUCUGUCUUCAACUGGAAGACAGACGCUUUGCUGCCGUGGAAAGCUGAACAUAGAAGCUGCCGCCAAAUUGCCGCUGCUGUGGCGGAAAUGCGCGUGCCGCCCUAAGGGCACACGGACUGCCCCCGCUGUCCGCGGCGGCAAUUCGGCAUGCUCCUUGGGGGCAAAAAUACACGGACUGCCACCCCUUGCAGAUUGCUGCCCCAAGCACCUGCUUGGAAUGCUGGUGCCUGGAGCCGACCCUGAGUGUAGGGACGGGAGCGGUGGUUUGGGGGGUUUUAGAGACAUCAGAACCCAUCUCAGGGCCAGUAUAAAAAUACUUUUCUGUGCUUGUGAGCACCUCUUUGUGCCCUCAUUUCCAGAGACGCCGAGAACCAGUAGUUCCUGUUAGCUCCAGUUCAAUUUCAUACAUUCCAGAAAAAAAGGGACCACUGUGACCUUCUAGUGUGACCUCCUGUAGAGCACAGGCCAGAGACCUGCCUGAACAUAAUUCCUAGAGCAGAGCUUUGAGAAAAACAUCCCUUCUUGGCUGAAAAAUUGCCAGUGAUGAACAAUCCACCAGGACUCUUGGUAAAUUGUUCCAAGUCCAGCUGUGGGUGCUCAGCCCUCCUAGAAAUCAAGGCCUUGGUACCUCCAAGACUGCUCUGAUUGUAUUCCCAAAGCAGAGCUAGGAGCACCUGGGGCUCCAUGCGGAGUAUUUCUCCUGGAAACACCAGCCCCUCAGGGACCAUGAAGUGGUGCAAGGACAUCAGCCUCUGCCACGCAGGCUCCAUCGCAGCCCCCGCUUGGUGCUAUGGCUUUAGAAGCAGCGAAAUCCCCAGCUGUCUGAACCCACUUCUGCAGCAACACCUAAAGGUCAUCACCAUCCCUCUUUCCUGCCAUCGAGGGGCCGCAAGGAACACUCCAUAUUUACUAAUCAGACUCAACUCAGUGCCUGCUAAGUGUAGGACUAAGGUAGCAGAAAAAAAGGGAAGAGAUGGGGAAGGCAGCGACUGUGUCUGAAUCUGAGGACCGAGGUAUAAUAGUGUCUGCAGGCGUCUUGCCCACAGAAUUCCUUUGUACAUUGAAAAUGGGUCUUUCACAACGUUCUGCCAAAGGGCCUAACAUUCAUGCGCUGCCUUUGCCUUUGCCUUUGCGAGCAGAAGGGGAAGUGCCUUUUACUCCUUAUGCUUUGCGUCUGCAUCCUCUGACCCUCCCUUCAGAUGCUGUUAGUCUCGCGAUCACUGAGCUGCUUCUCAAACCCCCAACCCUAGGAUCUCAGGCUCCAUUUGAAAACAAGAUGGAAGUUUCUAGCUCUCCUGGGUACAGAAGAAAUCUCAAUGUGACCCCCCAAAAGCUCAGACCCCAGGAGACCAGUGAAGAGAACCCCAGGAUAUUGCAGCCAGUCUCAGGAAUUUGGCAUGCCUGAUGCAGGACUUUUGAAUGCUUGGCACUGGACAAUACCAGGAAUGAUUCCCACAAACCUCUCCCCCUUUGUCUGCACCAAUUGCUGUAUUUCAGUGGGUCAGGCUCAUUCUGUGGAAAGGAACAAUUCCAGUGUCAUGAUGGCCCAUGGGCUAAGUUUAGGACUCCAUACUGCUUGAUCCACAGCAUAAUCAAUCCCAUUUAUUAAUAAGGGUUGAUUCAGAACCCUGUCACAUUCAGCAACACUCACUAGGAAACAGGCUUACUCUCAGGACCACCAUUAUCUUUAACCUUUCUCCGCUCUACAUUUCCUUCCCUGGAGCAACUCCUGCUUCUCCUACCCCCUCGAACAAUCCCAGCUUCUGGAAGCUGUUGGUUUAAGGAUAGCCAGUACAUGAGGUUGCGUCCCUGAUCAUCUUGGUUAAUAGCCAUUCAUCGUUUAUCCUCUAGGAACUUACCUAAUUAUUUUUUGAAUCCAGGGAUGCUUUUGGUCUUCACAACAUCCGAUGGGAAAGAGUUCCACAGGUUGACUG
Gopherus evgoodei (Goodes thornscrub tortoise) is the source of this 6253-nucleotide messenger RNA. Its product is annotated as caspase-1-like. The record is from RefSeq and is a predicted model, not a curated record. The transcript is spliced from 9 exons. Gene Ontology annotation, molecular function: cysteine-type endopeptidase activity. Lineage: Eukaryota; Metazoa; Chordata; Testudines; Testudinidae. Gene Ontology annotation, biological process: proteolysis; regulation of apoptotic process. The coding region runs from base 1231 to 2511 and encodes 426 amino acids.